AUGCGAAGUAAAAACGAUACAAGCCCGACUUCGUACGCCAAUCAGGCUUUUGAAGAUGAACCAACUGGAGGAAAAUUGAGCAGUGAUCCGAGUCCGAUGGGCUCAGACAUUUUUAUUGUCAAGCCGAAUAAAGGAAAUAGGAACCGUUUACAUACAGAACCAUUUCAACUUGAACCUGUUACACGACGAAACAUUGGCCGAAGUAUUCUUCGUGGUGUUCGAUCACUUUGGGCUACACGUCAAACAGAAAAAGAUCUUGGAAAAAACAAAGAUUUAUACGUUAAAACAACAUUACGCGAACUUUUUAUCUAUUUGGUGUUUAUCAUUCUUCUAUGCAUAAUUACAUUCGGCAUGACAUCAACGAAAACGUUUUAUUUUACUACGGCUUUACGUACAAUUUUUACUACACAACAAGCCUCGGGUGCUGGUAAUCAACCAGCAUUUGAUGAUAUCGCAACCUUUGAGGAUUUCUGGACGGUUAUGUUGGAUCCUAUUUUUAAGGGAUUAUAUACUGAAAAAUGGUACAAUGGCUACAAUUUGACGCAAGACCAAUAUGGUUAUGUUUUGUUUGAAAAUAAAAUUCUCGGAUUACCUCGGCUUCGGCAACUUCGUGUAACCAAUCAUUCUUGUACUGUUGAUAAAAAAUUUCAGACAACAAUUGAAGAAUGUUAUGCAUCAUACAGUAGUAGUAAAGAAGAUCGCAGUAGCUAUGGAACACCAGCUACAAAUUUAACAAAAGAUGCCUGGUAUUAUCAAACGGCAAGCCAACUUCAUGGUUCAUCAACAAAUGGUUUAAUAUCUCGAUAUGGUGGCGGAGGUUUUGUCCAUGACUUGUCAUUAACUCGCGACGAAGCUCUAGAAGAACUGCAAAAUCUUUAUAAUAACUUAUGGCUUGAUCGUGGUACACGUGUUGUUUUUCUUGAUUUUACAGUUUACAAUGCAAAUAUAAAUUUAUUUUGUCAAAUUGAAUUAAUUGUCGAAUUCCCAGCAUCAGGUGGAGCUGUUGCAUCGAAAUCAUUUUCAACAGUUAAAUUAAUUCGAUAUGUUUCAUCAAUGGAUUACUUUGUAUUGGCAUGUGAAAUUCUGUUUAUUAUUUUUACAGUUUAUUAUACAGUUGAAGAAGUUCUUGAAAUAAUGCGUUUUAAAUUAUAUUAUUUUAAAACAAUUUGGAAUAUACUUGAUGUAGUUAUUAUCUUAAUUUCAUACAUUUGUAUUGCAUUUAAUAUUUAUCGUCAAGUUGAAGUCGGACAACUCCUUGAUGAAUUACUAAGAGAUCAAAAUACGUUUGCUGAUUUUGCAUUUCUCACUUAUUGGCAAACACAAUUCAAUAACAUCAUUGCAUUUACUGUUUUUCUUGCAUGGAUUAAAAUCUUCAAAUAUGUAUCAUUCAAUAAAACGAUGACACAAUUAUCUACAACAUUAUCGCGCUGUGCAAAAGAUGUUCUUGGCUUUAGUGUUAUGUUUAUGAUUGUAUUUUUGGCCUAUGCACAACUUGGCUAUUUAUUAUUUGGUACAAUGGUUGAGGAUUACAAAUCAUUUGCAAUAUCGAUCUUUACACUAUUUCGAAUUAUAUUGGGAGAUUUUGAUUUCGAAGCAAUUUUGGAAGCACAUCGUAUUCUUGGUCCAAUAUUCUUUUUGACCUACGUCUUCUUUGUCUUUUUUGUAUUAUUGAAUAUGUUUUUGGCUAUUAUCAAUGAUACUUAUUCCGAAGUUAAAAGUGAUUUAUCAACGCAAAAAUCUGAAUUUGAAUUGGGCGAUUAUUUUAAAAGAUCUUAUGAAAAAAUGCUUGAACGUCUCAAUGUUAAACGAGAUCGUAUUAUUGAUAUACAAGAUGCAUUGAGAAGUGCUGAUGUUAAUAAAGAUGGAGUCAUUGAAUUUGAUGAAUGGCGUCGAGAUUUAAAAGCUCGUGGUUAUACCGAUGUUGAAAUUGAAAAUGUUUUCUCACGUUAUGAUGUUGAUGGCGAUCGAGUACUUCGCGAUAGUGAACAACUUCACUUCAAAGCUGAUCUUGCUGCAUUGGAAAAUAAUUUAGAAAAGGACAUUAACAAUUUGAAAAAAGAAUCAAUUGCGCCAAAACAAGCGGACGGAAAAGGCGCAGGCGCAGGCGAAAGCGACAAUGGAAAUCGUGUAACUUAUGAUGAAUUUGCAAUUUUAGUACGACGUAUUGAUCGAAUGGAAUAUUCAAUUGGAAAUAUUGUUUCACGAAUUGAUGAUGUAUUGACAAAAUUGGAAGUAUUAGAAAAGAGUAAAAUCAAACGACGUGAAGCUUUAACAAGAAUUUUAAAUACUAUUUCAGAAGAUGGUCAUCUGACUAGAGACGAUCGACAUGAACGUUUAGAAAAAAUGAUUCGUAAUGAACUUGAAGGAAACAGUUUAGAACGUCAAACACCAAUACAAAGUUUACUGACAGAUGCGCCUGAUACACGAUCAACUUCUUACUAUCAAAGUCAAACGUCAUUACGGCCAGGACAAGAUGAAAAAGAUCGAUCAAGACCGUCGACGGGAAAGAAAAAAGAUCAAUAUUAA
This is a messenger RNA of Rotaria socialis, 2526 nucleotides long. NCBI's taxonomy places the organism in Eukaryota, Metazoa, Rotifera, Eurotatoria, Philodinida, Philodinidae. The record is from the annotation of a GenBank genome assembly.